AUGGGGAAUCUGGCAAAGUCGGACUAUAACCAUACACCUCCUGAUCAGACGGACUUCCUUGCCCCCGUCAACUUUGAUGAUUUCCACAACAGCAUCAUGGCAGAGCCGAGUCUAAAUCACUUUCCAAUGCCCGGCACUGGGGUUUCAAAUCACCCUGGAAGCCAGCUCUCAGGUCCAUUUACGCGGAAUCCGUGGGCGGAUAACAACGAAUCCAGCUUCGCCAGUCGGUCAAGAAGUAAUUCCGUGCGGAGAAAAAGUGAGGUUUCACGUUUAUCGAGCCAGAAUUCCUCCGCAGAAUCGGUAUCUUCGCGUCUUCCGGCUUCCAACACUGCUGCGCGGAGUCGCCGCCAGAGUCUUGUCCAAAACUCCGCUGCAAACGCCCCUGCUCCGCGCGCUCCACGCAAAUCCAUAGGCCCUGGCUCCAUUGCAGCUGCUACAUCUGCCAGACGUCAGAGCGUGUCUGCUCGGAAGGCAAGUGUGGACACGUCUCCAGCCGACCAUGCAAGUCUCCGCCCACAUGCCCAGAAUCUCAAUUCCAACGGCCUUGACAAGACGAGGCUCCCUUCCAAUGUUCGCAACAUGAAAGCCAAGUCGCUCCAGCCACCCUCCCGAGAGCCUGGUGACCAUCUGUUGACUGCAUCUGGAUCGACCGACCACUCCCGGUCAUGUUCCACUAAUGCCGUUCGGACGCCGAUUAAGAAUCCUGCCGGUAGUGCGACUACGCCCGCUUCAUCUGCGAAAAGGGUGUCAGUUAUGCCCCCACACGCGACAGGCCUCGGGGCUCGAACAAUAAGCCCUACUGAUGCACGGCGUAUGAAGCGAAUCUCUACUGCACCGCAAGCGCCUCCAUUACCAUAUACUCCUCCAACCAAACAGGACACGCUGCCUGUUCGCCCGCGGUCCUGCGCCCAGUCUCCGUCUAGCCUGCCGCGGAAGAGCGUCACGCCAUCGUCGACGAGAACAACGCCCGACCCGAGUCGGAAAUCCUACAGUUCAGGCUUGUCUUUGUCGUCCAACACGAGCUAUAGCUCUACGAGGAAUUCCGGCAGUUCCUUGCAGACAAGAUUUGCCCAGAAUCAAUCGUCUUCCCGGUUACCUACCCCAAAACCGCGUGCAGAACACACGGGGGGAAACAACGAAGAGGUCCCUCCUGUUCCCGCAAUUCCCAAGGCUUACGAGUCUCCCAAGGGUGACGGCGAUUUUCACACCUACUUUGCUCCGCGGAAGUCUAGUCUUCCCCUGGAUAUUGGUCUUCCGAAGCCGAAGGUUGACCACGACGCUGAGCACAAACCAGCGACAAGUGGUAACGACAAAAAGACUACGGAUCAUCCUGCUGAGCGAGCAAUGAAAACCCCCGAUGCAAAGACUCCGGCGAGCAAUUUUGGGAAGAAGAAUCUGCAGCCUUUGAAAUUGCCCCCCUUGAACCUGUUGCCUCUCAGCACUCCCGUGGCCUCUAAGAUCGAAGCUUUGAAGGACCGCGAAGACGAUGCGCAGUCCUACACUCCUUCAGGCCAGGUCGUAUCCAAGACUCCAAGCACGCCGAUGACGGCCUCCAAGGCAAAUUUCUCCUUUCGAGACGAUGACGACACAAUGGAUUUCACCCACGCUCGAAGCAGCACUUCCCAUUUCGUGCUGAGCACCUCGACAGCUGCUCCUCUGAGGACAGCAAGUAGCUCCAGUGCAUUGGCGUCUUUUGACAAUAAUACUACUGGUGGUGCGCGAACAAUUUCCCCGUACGUCUCGUACACGUUGCCAAAGAGUAGCAGCGACUUCAGCAACCUACAACAAAAGGCCAACACGAGUGGCGAUUAUUCCCCACGGAUCUCGCAAUCAUACAAGCUGACUGGGCCUCGACCUCAAACUCAAUCGUCCGCAUUCUCUUCCAAUGCUGAGACAGUCAGUCAAUUGUCUACUCCUUCGGAUCCUGACAACAACAGCGUUUCUGGCUCUUCAAUCUUCAAUAAAAUCACUCUGACCAGAAAGCGUAGCAACUCCAAACCACAACGUUCGACAGGUGCUGAUCUGGAUCCGGCGAAGCAAAUGCCGCCGCCUAGACUCCCAGCAUCUGCCACCUGGAAUAACCUGACCACAGUCAAAGGCUCGAGUCCCACGCUCAAGCCCGCGUACAUUCAAACAAGACGUCAGUCAUCUAUUUCCGGCACGAGUGUCUCAACAAUGCGGAACCCAAGUGUGAGCAGUGAACAGAGUCUCGCUUUGGAGCCAAGCGUCUCGAAUGAGUCCGGGGAAAGCAAUACGGCAUCACUCCGAUCCGGAUCAUCAAUCUUUUCGCCCGUGCACAAGAUAAUCAAUUCGGCAAAGUCCAGCACGGCAGCCACCCCUCGCCAGCAGCAUGAGUCUAGCCCUGACUCUGACAUUUUGGCAGCCGACGAGGAGAUGCGCAGACUCGCUAGCAAGCGCAAGGACUUUGAGACUGCCGCCAGGAAUCUGGACGAAUUACGCCGCAAGGCAGGCCCGAAAGAGCGAGUGAGCCCAGCGCAGGCACUGAAAAUGGCCAAUCUCAAUAUCUUUGAACGUGGGGAGAUCAUCGACUUCAAGGAUAUCUACUUCUGCGGAACGCAGAAUGCGAAGAAACAUGUUGGUGAUCUGAACGCGCAAGCUGCCAACUUCGGCUACGACGACGAUCGUGGUGACUACAACAUCGUGAUCGGUGAUCAUCUUGCGUAUCGGUAUGAAGUGCUCGAUGUUCUGGGCAAAGGUAGCUUUGGUCAGGUUGUGAGAUGCAUCGACCACAAGACGGGAGCUCUGGUUGCUGUGAAGAUCAUUCGCAACAAGAAACGGUUCCACCAACAAGCUCUGAUCGAGGUGAACCUCCUCCAGAAACUCAAGGAGUGGGAUCCGCAUCGCCGUCACAGCGUGGUUAAUUUCACACAGAGCUUCUACUUCAGGGGACAUCUCUGUAUCUCCACGGAACUGCUCGGAAUGAACCUUUAUGAAUUCAUCAAGGCUCACGACUUCAAAGGGUUCUCACUCAAACUAAUACGCCGCUUCACGAAGCAGAUCCUGGGCACUCUGACACUCCUGCACACCAAGAAGGUUAUUCAUUGUGAUCUCAAGCCCGAGAAUAUCCUUCUCGUUCAUCCCAUGAGCUCCGAAAUCCGGGUCAUCGAUUUUGGAUCCAGUUGUUUCGAGAAUGAGAAAGUGUAUACCUAUAUCCAAAGUCGUUUUUACCGCUCGCCAGAGGUCAUUCUUGGCAUGUCUUAUGGCAUGCCGAUUGAUAUGUGGAGUCUGGGGUGUAUCUUGGCCGAGCUCUACAGCGGCUAUCCCAUCUUCCCGGGAGAAAAUGAACAGGAGCAGCUUGCUUGUAUAAUGGAGGUGUUUGGUCCUCCCGAGAAACAUUUAAUUGAGAAGAGCACUCGGAAGAAGUUAUUCUUUGAUUCUUUGGGCAAGCCUAGACUCACCGUCUCUUCAAAGGGCAGAAGGCGUCGACCCAGUUCAAAGGACCUCAAACAGGUUUUGAAGUGUGACGAUGAUGCGUUCCUUGACUUUAUCUCUCGCUGUCUUCGAUGGGAUCCCGCUCGUCGCCUCACCCCUCACGAUGCGCUCAGACACGAGUUCAUCACUGGAAUCAAACCUGCGUCACGCUCUCGAAGCUAUGGUAUGGCGAGCCUAUCAAACAAGCGUGGCACCACUCUGUCUAAUCCCACAGCACGGCCGCUGCCGGAGCCACCUGGAACUAGUCUCAAAAACGGUACAUUUAUUCGCAGUCGCGACAUUUCAGGCAGCUCUCCUGUGAAGCCGACAACAGUUGGUAAACGGCACUCCACCGUGAGCGGCCUGCAGCCGUCGACUCCUGCCAAGCGAGGCACAACUGUCCCUUCUACUCCUGGUUCAGCGUUACCCCGUGUCGCAGCCAGGAGCAUCAGCGGGAAGCCUGACCUCGCGACUGCGGCGGCAGCGACGAGUCUAGUAAGUAAUCUGACCUAG
Messenger RNA from Aspergillus fischeri NRRL 181, 3945 nucleotides. Its product is annotated as putative protein kinase. The coding region runs from base 1 to 3945 and encodes 1314 amino acids. Gene Ontology annotation, biological process: peptidyl-serine phosphorylation; peptidyl-threonine phosphorylation. NCBI's taxonomy places the organism in Eukaryota, Fungi, Ascomycota, Eurotiomycetes, Eurotiales, Aspergillaceae. The transcript has a single exon. The record is from RefSeq and is a predicted model, not a curated record. Gene Ontology annotation, molecular function: ATP binding; protein serine/threonine kinase activity; protein serine/threonine/tyrosine kinase activity.